GGCAGUGUCGGGGCAGCCCUGAAUGGGGGCUUCUUUUGACUGUCAGAGUCAGGCAGUGUCGGGGGCAGCCCGGUUGGGGUCCUUGUUCCCAUGCCGCGCUGUGUGUUUGAAUGACAGAUGCGGGAUCACCAUGAAUGUGAGCGCAGACAGACCGGUACCCGACAGUCACCGACAGCCAUCCCCUGUACUGAGAUGGAGACUAGCUGCCAGUUUUAUUUGGUCAGUUUUACUGCUGCCUGUAACCUCCAUGGCUUUCAUCAUUUGUAGCCGAAUAAAGAUUUUCCAUCCCAUUGUGUGGCUUACAGACUCCAUUAGUGAUAUAGGCAGCAGUUACACCAUAUUCUGCCUCAUCUUUCUUUGUCUUUUGUUGGGGAUUCAUUGUGUCUGCAAUGUGCAGUUUUACACAGUUGUUCCUUCUAUUCCGUGCUCUCGAUUUUCCCUUAUUGGACACAUACUCCUUCCUCCGCGAGUUCUCCAUUCCUUGGUUCACGCUGGCUUGGGGAUGUUGGCUUUUUGGUGCUGUUCCUUCAUCUGUAAAAGCUGGUAUAGGCCUUUGGUUGUUCCUUGCACUUCUGCACCAAGUCAGGUUGAAACCACCUCCAAUCCAAUGUGUCUUAAUGAACACCACCUAUUCCAAAUGCUUGCUGGUGCCUUUAUUGGUUACAGUUACAGCCUGUUGUACUUUGUGCAAAACAUGAACUAUGUUUCCUUCCCCUCUAUACAGCAAUUCAAAUAUGUGCAGUUCAGACGACAACUUCAUCUGCUCAUUAAACAUAGCUGUCUACAAUCUCUUUACUUGAUUCGGAAUUUCACUGUACUCUACUAUUUUCUUGGAUAUAUUCCACGUACAUGGAUGAAAUCUGCUAUGAACCUGCAGACAGAUGGAGAAGAGCCCCCACUAGACACCGUGCGAGGACUCCUGAAUCUCUCAUUGUUUUACCAGACCUGGUUGUCUGGUAUAUUUGUCCUUGGCACCUGGCACAUGUUGUCCCUACUCUUCAGAAUCUUUGCAACGGAGCCCAUUGUUUUUCCUGUGACGUUCUCAUUCGUGGAAGAAGCAGAAAAUUGUUUACCAAAUGUUCUUGGAAGCAAUGCUCCUCAACUUGUGAAGUAUCUGGCUUUUCAGGAUUUUGUGCUUCUCUCUCAGUAUUCACCCUCUCGAAGGCAGGAGGUCUUCAGCCUUAGUCUGCCUGGGGGUCAUCCUUACAACUGGACUGCAAUUUCAAAAGCAUGUUUGGAUUUGCUGAAUAACAUGACUGCAAGACUGGUUGCUUAUCAGGAAGCUGCUGCAAGUAAUGGGCGUAUGAAGCUCUCGUCUUUCUCUGCAGAGACUCUGAAGUCAUCCAGCAGCUCGGGUACAUCCUUUGACGAACGUAGUGAUCAAACUCAGAGAAUUAUCUUACCACCCCGCACACUAAUGACGUCACUGCUGAAGACCACACCUUCUGUAAAGCCAGCAUUGGAUUCAGGUAGCCCUUUUGCACCAGCAGCAGUCAGCCGAGUUUCUCAGAUUGUGGAUCCCAAUUCUCCUUGGCAUAGCUCUGUCCAAAGCCCCCAUCUCAUAAGGAGAGGUGCAAAACUGUGGUCCUGCAGCACAGAUGCCCAGGCUAAUGGCUGUGAAGUUUCUGCUUUCUCCCCGGUGACACUAAAAUCCGUGCGUCCUAGUGAGCAGACUAACAUAUUCUACACGUGGCUCCAACAGAAACAGGAACAGUUCAAAAACUUCCUGUCGAAGCGAGUUAUCAUCAUGUAUUUUUUCAGCAAGCGCCCAGAAGCUUCAAGUCAGGAUGCAUUUGCCGAUGCUCAGAUUCAUAUUUGGGCCCUUGAAGGAUUGUCACACCUGGUUGCCACCUCUUUCUCAGAAGACAGAAUGGGAGUGGUACAGACCUCUCUUUCUUCCAUAUUAGGAACCUUCCUGACCUUGCAAGAGGCAGUAGAGAAACAUUUUAAACUCCCACAUGCUUCCAGCAAACCUGCCAGAACACCAGAAAGCUUUGUGGAUUCUUCCUACAAGACACAGAGAUUUGCACUUCGAGCUGCUUUGAAAACCGCAAUUUAUAGAAUAACCACAACAUUUGGUGAACACUUACAUGCCGUUCCAGUGUCUGUGGAGCACAGGAAAAGGUUGCAGCAGUUCCUCGAUUUCAAAGAAUAAAGUGCUAACCAGAAUUUAAAUGCGUUCUUCACUGCUUGAGUGAUCAUUUUUUGAUGUAGGGAAAAGUAACUUUGAGACAAUGAGUACAAACCCACUGCCGUCAGCAAAAAAAAAAAAAAAAUGGACACAAUCUCUCUAUGGAAUAAUUUUUGUCUUUUUCGGUUAACUGUAAUUUUAUUUUACUUUUACUUUCCUUUGAGCUGCUCCUGCGUGUAAAUCUAUAAUUUUUUUUUUGUUCCUUUUCUUCUUAUUGAGAGAACAAUGACUAUUUUUAUACUUGUACUUUUCAUAUUGUGUGUUUUUUGUAUGUGACUUUUACUAAAGUGCAAUCAAGUUCAACAUUAAAGCAAUAUAUUUAGCAAGCUGGACAAGUGCUAAUUAAUGAAACAAUAGAUUACCUUUGGCAGUAAUCACUGAAAAUAAGAGGAAAUCCCUCAAUAACCCUACAGAUAUGCACAAAAAUCGAAUGAGACAGGAUGUGCCUAAUAGCUGAUGUAUAAUUUGUUAAAGUAGAAAAUGAUGUAUAGAAGCUCCAAUGCAUUGUGACUGGGCAUUCACAACAUAUCUGUUGGUGACGUCUAAAUAUUGCAAUAUACUGCACCAUUGGUUCUUCUCUCUGUGUCUCUUUACAUGUACCCUGGUAAUGUUCAAGUACCAUAAGAGGCAGGAACUCCUGGUGGAAAGUGAAAAAAUCUGGGUUGUGUCCUCUGGACUUUUUUUUUUUUUGUAUUUAAAUUUCUCACUUUAACACAUUAUACAUCGGACAUUAGUCGCAUCCAGUUG
This is a messenger RNA of Pelobates fuscus (common spadefoot toad), 2938 nucleotides long. RefSeq names its product NDC1 transmembrane nucleoporin (gene NDC1). NCBI's taxonomy places the organism in Eukaryota, Metazoa, Chordata, Amphibia, Anura, Pelobatidae. The transcript is spliced from 18 exons. Gene Ontology annotation, biological process: nuclear pore organization. The record is from RefSeq and is a predicted model, not a curated record. Gene Ontology annotation, molecular function: protein-macromolecule adaptor activity. Bases 23 to 2155 code for a protein of 710 amino acids. Gene Ontology annotation, cellular component: nuclear pore transmembrane ring.